GUUUAUUUUAAAAUAAAUAGUUUGGGUGUAUUAUUCCGCUGUUAUUCAAGAAAUCAACGUUUCAUAAAUGUAUAUAUAUUUGUACGUGUAAGUCUUAACAUGUUACAUACAGCGGAGUUUAGAUGAAAGCAAAACGAUCGGCAAAUAGAGAAGCGCUUUAGAGGCAGCUGAUUGGUUAGCUAUUAAUCACGUGAUUGAUGGCAAAGAGAACGUAUGCAAUGAAUUGAGGAACAUCAUGUCAGUUGUGGAGCAGAAUGAAAUAAAUUUUCCAGAUUUCGAGAUGCAGAAAGCUAGCUACUAUUAUAAUCAGCAAUCGUUUAAUUCCUAUUAUCCAAAUGAGAACGGAUAUUGUUACGAGGGAGGUGUGCAAAAUACUACAGGUGGAAGUUACGGGGACCCUAGUCCGUCACCCCCGGGCGGGGACUAUUUCCCCCAGGGUCAGCAGUGUGGGCUGACCCCGGGGUCGAACGCUGUUGUGGGCAAUGGGGAUAUGAGCCCAAAUCAUUACAGGGAUCAAUUUUCGUCUCAGUGUGUGCAAGCCGUCGGAUGUAGCCCAAAUUUGGACCCUCAGAGUCCGACAGGGACCGGAAAUGUCAAAAAGGAGAUAUACCCCUGGAUGAAGGAAUCGCGGCAAAACACCAAACGUCAGCAGACGCUACAACAAACUACGAAUCAACAACAGCAACAGCAGCAACAACAACCACCACCAGCUUCGCAAACGCAGAUUUCCGGUCAACAACAGCCGCAAAAUCAAAAUCUCGGUGAACCAACAAAACGUGCACGGACAGCGUACACCAGCGCCCAGUUGGUCGAGCUGGAGAAGGAGUUCCACUUCAACCGUUACCUCUGUAGACCCAGAAGGAUUGAGAUGGCUGCUCUACUAAACCUCACUGAGAGGCAGAUCAAAAUAUGGUUCCAGAAUCGACGAAUGAAGUACAAGAAAGAACAACGCCAGAAACAUGUCGAGAAAGGAUUGGGCAAGAUGGACGGUAACCUGUCGGGGGAGAGCGACAGUGAGGAGUCUUAUUCCGGGGGUCAGGACUCUCUAAGUGACUGUGGUAGUAAAUCCCAGCCCGGGGGAGGCAGUCCCGACCCUACGGGCAGGCGGCCGUUACCCCCGGGCCAUCUAACCUCGCCUCAUCCUCAGUCCCCAAGCCCCGGGCAGCGAUCUCAUCAAAACCUCGGCAUGCCCCCCGGGCAUUACCCGAGCGCCGCGGACAUGUACAAUCACGUCGGUGGACCCCCUCCCUCUCACGCCCAGACCAGUCCAUCGUGCCUCAAACAGUCCAACUCUCCCGUGCCCACGAUGUUGAAUCAUCCCGGGGAUAUUAACCACGUGACUAUGAACUGUAUGAACAACAUGAACAACUUGGAGAUGCAGAGAUAUAACAAUCAUCAUUCAAUACAGCACUACAACAUACCGAUGAAUCACCAUCAGAACAACCCCGGGGUUUACCCUGGUGGGGGUGGGGGAGGGGGUGGGAGUCACCCCUACAUGAACUCGUACUCUAUGUAUCCGGAUAUGGGCACGUGUCACGAUGACCCGGAUCAAGGCCAAAUCGCGGGUCACAUGACAGGAAUUCCGUGUGGUGUUGCUGGCGGCAUGAACGCGUACCAUCAGGGUCCCUACGAUUAUAUACCAAAGCUUACUCAUUUAUAAUCGGAGUGUUUGGAAUUUUAGAUGAUUUCUUUCUUCAAAAUGUAGAAUUCGUAGAAUCGGAACAGAAAUGUGGUUUUGCUAAAUGGUUUAGUAUCUUGAAGUUGUGUUUAUAAUUGUUAAAUGAAUUUGAAACGAGAAUUGGAUAUAUGAGAAUUUUGAUUGUGUGCAUUAAUAGAUUAUUUUUACUUGCAAAAACUAUAUAAAUAUAUCGACGGCAUUUCUUGAUGUAAGUAUGACUUGUAUUACCUCCCUUUGUUUUCAAAACACGUGUGUUUCAUUAUUAAAGAAAGCAUUUUUUUAAUUGACGAAAACUAAAAUGCAUUACUUAAUUUUGUAUCUAUUGUAAAAUAAAUGUUUGUUGAGUGUGAUAGUAUCAAUAACUAUAUUUAUCAUUUGGUUCUAAAACAUAUGACUGUCUUUUUAAAAAAAAUAUCAUGCCAUGAAUAGUGUCUAAAGAGCGAUGUUUUCAAAUUGUCUAGAGAUUAAAAUGCGAAUGCUCUUUUACACAGUGUACCAUGACUUAUUGCAUGAUAUUUUUUAUACGUAAACAUACAUAUUAUGAAUAAAGAAAUUCAUUCAUUUUUUUUCUUCUAAAAUAUGAGAGUGCAAGGUAUCUGUUUACUGUGUUAAACAAAUGUCAUGAAUGAAAAUAAGUUCCCAUAAAAUCAAUGAAAAGAAUUCCUCAUUCACAGAAAGAAAUUUUCAGAACUUUAAAAUCGCUUGGAACCGCGGAAUACGCAAACAAAAAGACUGGUUCACAGGUCCCGUGUUUUCCCUUAAUUUUCUUUCGCAGAAGACCGUAAAAUAAACCCAGCAUACUCCAGUUCUUGAUCCGGAACCCCAAAACGGAAGAUAUGUUUGUUUUGCGCUAGUGAAACUCUGCAUCUGGUCUCUUCAAAGUCAAAUAGAAAAUCACAAUUAACGAAAAUGAUAAAGUUUACGUUAUUCAUGUUUUAUUUGAAAUAGAAAUAAGUAGUUUUUUUUAAAAUCCACAUGUCUUAUUAUUUUAAUUAAUGCUAAUAUCUGCAUCUGUUUUUACCGUCGUAUGAAACUUUAUUAAAUUUUGUGAUAUUAAAGCUGUCGUUUAUUUAAGCAUAUCACUACGAUAAUAUUUGAGUUUAAUGUAAUUCUCUCUUCAUAAAGUUGUGCAUUGUUUAAAAGUGUGUGGUUAGACUUUGAAUUUACAAAUGAAAACUUUAAUUAAAUUAAAUUUUCAGUGUUAAGAAAGACUAAAAAUACAGGGGAAAUUAUUUCUAUUAUGUAUUAAAACUAUUAAUAUGAAUAUUCAAAUAUAAUAUAUUUUUAUAAUAUGAUAAUAUAAUUGAAAAGGCCUGUAAUAAUAAUACUAAUAAUUAUAAUAAUAAUAAUUUGUAAUUAAUUAAUAAUAUUAUAAUUAUUAGUAUUAUUAUUAUUAUCAUUAUUAUUAUUAUUACAAAAAUGUACUAUUGUUGACUUUUAAAAUAUAAAACAACAACAACAACAACAUCACCCACAAUAUUAAUAAUAAUAAUAAUAAUAAUAAUAAUAAUAAUAAUAAUAAUAAUAAUAAUAAUAAUUACUAUAAUAAAUAUUAUAAUUAAUAUUAUAAUCAUAUGUAUCAUGAUAAAUAAUAAUGGUAAGAAUAAUAGUUCCGAAAGGGAAAAUUAAAUAUGUUUAAGAUACAUAUCUUAUCUAUAUUAUUUCUCGUAUAUACAUGUAUAAAUGUCGGCGCUCCUAAGCUGUAAGCAAUUAAGGGAAACAUUUAUUUCAACGGCUUUGGUUGAAAAAGUGAAAAACAGAAGCAACAUUCAGUUAUCUUUCGACAGGGUUUACAACCGGUGGAGGUGGGUGGAUUUUUUUCAGAAAUGAAGCAUGAAAUUCACGAGCAUUUUUUAAACGGAAAUUGGUUGUGUUUUAUGUACAUGUGUAUGUUUGAAAAUGCCGUCAAAACAGAUGCUUCAGGAAGCGUCGAAUUAAAUCUACAAACCACUUGUUUAUAUCGUUUUAAAUCUAAAAGUAAUUCAAGAUUUUCAUUAAAAUUAUGCGUUGAAAUGUUUUAUCCAAUUAUUAAUUUAUUCCUACAUCGACGUUUGCACAUGUAUAUUGUUAAAGGCCUGUGAAUUAUCCGACUCUGAAAAAUAUAAACAUAAUAAAUUUGUUAUGCAUGGCAUGUAUAUUUUAAGUCACUAGAAACGAUAGAAAUAUAGACGAUAUUUAUUAUUAAGUGUUUCUGAAAUUAGGCACUAAAACAAAAUUUUCAUCAUUUCAUUUUUCAAUGAAAUACAGAGUGUGACGUGAAUGAAACAGAAUUAUGAAUGACAGCCUAUCACCCUUAAUGGUCAACAUUAUAUUUUGACCAAUUUAGAAGGCAGUAUCCUUCAAUUUUGCCAAAACAUUUAUUUCAGGAAAUAAGCAGUCAGCUAGUUAUUAAUGUAAUCAGGUGAAGCGGUAGAUAUAUUAGUUUACACAAUAUUAUGUCGGCCACUAGAAAAUAACGAUUGUUAGUAUAUAUGUAGUAACACUAAAUAAAUGGUUCGGCGACCGAUUCGCAUCAAACUUUUUUUAUUCUAGUAAGUAAGUAAAAGCCUUUAACCAUGACAUAGCGUUAUAAUUAAGGUAUCCGAGGAAAAAUAUGUGAAUUUUGUAUACAUUGUGACCCAUAUUAUUUUGAUAUCAUAUGAAAGCAUUUGUGUAAAGAAAUAAACAAUAAAAAGCAUAUGCCGAAACUUUUACAACAGACAAGCUUUUGUGGCCGUCAGAGACUGCGAAAUAUGUCAUUUUCGUACACUUUCAUUUGAAAUACUACUAAAAAGCAGAUAUACUUUUAAUGUAAUAUCUAUAAGUGAUGUACUUAUAUUUGUUUUACAUAUAAGUAACCAGUCAUCAAAUACCUUUCAAAUAAUACCAUUAUUGUAUGGGGUCACUAUGCAUAACAAAUGAAAUAUUAUGGUUAUUAAUGGAGGUUACAGGAAACUAAAUUAUUUGUGAGUCAGAUUUCUUAAAUAAAAUGUGUGAGUUAUUUUGAAUAUUGUUUUCCAUUGUAUAUGAUGAUUAUAUUAUAGAGUGUAGUUUUAAUUAUGAUAUACAUGUAUGUGUGUUUUCAUAUGAACAAAAAUCUUAGUUAUUUUACCAUGAUUGUGUGAAUAAAAUGGUCAGAAAGAAAAAAAAUGUUCCGGUUUCAGGCUGAAAUAUAGAUUUGUCAAAAUAUUGAUAUUUUUUUUAUUAUCAUUAUUUUUCAUAAAAAAUAUGUAUAUGCAUAAAGCUAGCGUAUAUUUAACUCUUGAUUUGGUUUUUUUUCAUUAUUAAUUUAAAUUUCCCUACUUUAAUUUCAUUGUAAUUGUUACAAAUGUAAAGCAUCAAUGCACGGUUGAGACCGCAACAUUUAUUUCCAAUGACCAUAAAAAUACCUUUAACGAGAAAAUAGGGUAAAUAUUUGUUAUUUUACUUUAAGUGGAACAAUUCCCAUACUAUAUUUUGUGUUUAUUGGAUAUUAAUUGUUGAUAAAAUAAAAAAAAAAAAUGAAAA
Messenger RNA from Mya arenaria, 5164 nucleotides. Its product is annotated as homeobox protein HOX3-like. Gene Ontology annotation, molecular function: RNA polymerase II cis-regulatory region sequence-specific DNA binding; DNA-binding transcription factor activity, RNA polymerase II-specific. The record is from RefSeq and is a predicted model, not a curated record. Gene Ontology annotation, cellular component: nucleus. The transcript has 4 exons. Gene Ontology annotation, biological process: regulation of transcription by RNA polymerase II. The coding region runs from base 236 to 1660 and encodes 474 amino acids. Lineage: Eukaryota; Metazoa; Mollusca; Bivalvia; Myida; Myidae.